UCAGUUUAAAAACUACAAAAAAGCGGGCGUUUUACUUUUUUGCAAAAAAAGCUACAAUAAUAACCGGAAUACUGCAGAAGAGGACAAUAAGAAUUUAAAAUGAGUCAGCCGCCUAAUAAUCCUUAUCCGCGACAACAAACCUACCCCCCACCACAACAACCAUCCAAUCCUCCUCAACCGCCGUCCUACUCACCACAACAGCCUUCCUAUCCCCCUCAACAGCAACCAUACCCGUCGCAACAGGGAUAUCCUGUACAAGGGCAGUAUCCAGUAUACCCUCCGCCAUAUUCACAAUCACAGCCCACAGUGAUUGUAAACAGCACUGGGUAUCCCAGUGUACACCAAGAUGUUAUUGUACACCAUGAUCGCGUUGUACAUCAGGAUGUUAUUGUGCAUGAGAACAGGGCAUGUUAUGCUGACGAGAUGCGACGACGAAGAAACCGAAGAAUACUUCUCAUCUCGAUUGUCGUCUUCUUUAAGAUUGUUAUAAUAUCUACAAUUUUCAUAUUAAUAAACAUUAAUUUCUGAAAGGGACUGGUGACGUAAUUUCAAGUGAUUCUACUUUAAGAAGUGUCUAAUAAACCUUUAGUCGAGAUGAGUAUUUUUCUUACUAAACUGUUCUGUAUAUUUCCUACCAUGUCUCUGCUGUAUAAAUCCGCAAAUCAAUAUUACAGAGAAACUGCUAAUUGUAAACGAUCAAUUUUCAGGUGGGAAAAUAUGAAUAUUAUAUUUUCUAAAACAAUAUUUAAAAGUAAAUGAAUCGUAUAGUUUCUAAAAUUAAGGUUCACUUGGAAUUACAGAGACUGUCCCAUUAAUGGACAAUUUUUUACAAUGUUUUGGUUUCUGUGAUUUGUUACAUUUUAUUAAUAUUUUGCAAUUAAUCAAUUAAAAGCAAGAAUUUAUUAAAAAAAAAUACAAAAAAGAUAUAACAUAUAUUAUACAGUAAUUGACUUUACAUUCAUAUCUCUGGAAAUCGAAAUGCUCAAAAACGGCAGACCACAUUUUGGAAAUGACAGGACUAGGGCUAUUUUUUAUUAUCGUAUCAUCAAUUAUGUUUGUAAAAUUAGAUUGUAAAGUCGUCUGAUUAAUUGUAAAUUAAUUCUGGGUCCUUUUGAUUAGGACUUUAUAAAUGUAAACUUUUGUAUAGUUUUCUUCUGUUAAAAUUAUGGUUUGGCUUGGUUUUACAGAAAAAUGUUGUAAUUUGUAACAUUUUUCCACUUAAAAAUCAAUAAA
Eurytemora carolleeae is the source of this 1233-nucleotide messenger RNA. Its product is annotated as protein kreg-1. The transcript is spliced from 5 exons. The coding region runs from base 100 to 528 and encodes 142 amino acids. Lineage: Eukaryota; Metazoa; Arthropoda; Copepoda; Calanoida; Temoridae. The record is from RefSeq and is a predicted model, not a curated record.